GAUCGGUCUACCCCCCACUUUCUUAGUAUGAGCCGGUACAUAACUAUGACCCAAACUCAUGAUGACACGAACAUCAUCGAGCAAAUCGCCAUUCUCCUCAGAGCCAGACACGAUCAAUGGGAAAGCGCCUUACCGGCUGCCAGAGGCUGUAUCGCUUCACUUGAUGCCAGACUGUGGAUGCAGAGUCCCGUGCCAUUGAAAGACAAGAUAUAUACGAUUGAGGUGUUACAAAGUUUAGCGUUCGCUGAUGCGGACUCAGGAGGUGUGGACGAUAUUGCCAACUGGUGUCUAUACCAGCUCAUGGCCCUGCUAUACCACUCACCCAAUGACUCGGCCAUCCUCAGAGACAUAGGACAGAACUGGUUGCAACGUGCACAACCUUACCUAGCGGCCAUUCACAUUCAAUAUAGCACAUCAUCCAGUUCUAACAGCACUCGAAGCAGUACUCAUGGAUUAGUUCUCACCGCGAGCGAGGAGGAACGCUUGAAUGCCGCGACAAUGGCGGAAGCGGAAGAAAGACUGCACACAAGCAACUACGUAGAGGCUCGAGGCAUUCUCGUACCAGCCACAGAAUACUUCAGUCGUGCAGUGGAAGCCUCACAACGCUUGGGGUCGCUAUCUGGGCAUCUCCUUAUUGAGGCAGCUGAAGCUUUCAUGAGCUUGGGGAACGUCUCUUAUUCGAGAACGAACGAGCAAUACUUUCGUAGGGCCAUCCAUUAUCUGCGUAUGGCAACAGCCAUGCCGACUUUCAAUCUACCAGCGCAUCUUCAACAAUAUUUGGAUGACUAUGGUCGAUUUGUAGACUGAUCUACACUUCCAGUAUGUUCCAUGAAUCCGGAUAGUCUAAUAGCGUGGAGUCAAGGGAUUGGUCAGUGAUCAGAUAGAAACUCAA
Molecule: messenger RNA, 892 nt
Organism: Pseudovirgaria hyperparasitica
Lineage: Eukaryota; Fungi; Ascomycota; Dothideomycetes; Acrospermales; Acrospermaceae
Exons: 4
Coding region: 46-807 (253 amino acids)
Source: RefSeq, a predicted model, not a curated record